CCGGCCGCGCAGCCUGGAGAAGGGACGUCGCGCAUUGCAGCAGCUGCGCCUCCGGAGGAGCUGAGCCGCGCUUCGCCUGUUGCCGCCCCGUCCCCACCACCGCUUCCUCUUCGCUCAGCUGUACAAAGGUUGUCUGGACCAUGGAAAAUUCCUCCAGCUCCUCUAGAAAUGAAGAUCGUGAUGAUCCAGAGUUACAGUGGGAUCGAGUGAUGACCGAAAAAGACUGGCUAAAUUGCUGGGAAACAAACAAUAUUGGAUUUCAUAAAAAGGAAGAACAUCAGUUCCUGAAGAAAUACUUGGAUAUUUUUGUCAAUGGCAGGAAGGAAUUAAGAAUAUUUUUUCCACUUUGCGGGAAAGCUGUUGAAAUGAAAUGGUUAGCUGACAUGGGACACCAUGUGGUUGGUGUGGAAAUUAGUGAAAGUGCAUUGAAGGACUUUUUCACAGAACAAAAUCUUUCAUUUUCAGAAGAAAUAGUUCCAGAAAUCCCUGGAGCUAAAUUAUUGAAGUGCACAUCUCUGAAUAUUUGUUUAUAUUGUUGCAAUCUAUAUGAUUUAACCAGCUCUGUCACUGGUCAUUUUGAUGGGAUUUGGGACAGAGGUUCUCUAGUAGCCGUUAACCCUUCUGAGAGAGAACGCUAUGCCCAGUUGAUACUAUCACUAAUGAACAGAAUGUGUCGUUGCCUUCUUGUUACUUUGUUGUAUGAUGCAAGGAAACACAAAGGGCCACCAUUCUAUGUUGCUGAUUCAGACGUGAAAAGUUUAUUUGGAAAAGACUGCGACAUUCAUUGUCUUGAAAAAGUCUAUAGUUUGGAAGAGCGACAUAAGAAGUGGGGUUUAGAUUAUUUAUGGGAGGUUUUAUACCUGAUUACAUUGAAAGAACCAAGAUGAUUACUAGACCUACCCCCUCGGAGGAUGAGGAGAACUACUUGGUUGCCAGACACCAUAAUGUUUCUGGACUGGGGAUCGAUCAUUCUUCAGAUACUUUCUUCGAUUAUCAAUAUCUCUGAGAAUAAUUUUCUUGAAAUUUGGAUAUUAGAGUGUGUCUUGUAUUUUUCUUAGAUUAAAUUCUAUAUUAAAUAUUAAUAAUUAUAUAUCAACGUAUAAUGAGAAAUAAUAUAGAGAAUUAAUUUAUUGCUCUACAGAGUGUAUCAUAAGUGUAUAUCUUAUUAAUGAAUUUGGAUCUUUGGGAAAAGGAUUUAGAAUGGUGAUUAAGAGGUGAGCAAAAGGUGAUAGGUUGAAUAUUGAAAAGAGAGAAACUAGAGGGAGCAUAUUUAUGGAGAAUUGUGGAUGGAGAACAAAGUUAAGUACAAAUCAAAAUCUAAAAAUAAUAUUUAAAUUACUGGAUGUUAAUUUGGGAUAACGUUUAUAAAAUUUUGAAAGAACAGAAAACAAAAUCUUAAAAGACAUGACAAGUAUCACUACAACAACACUGAAGGCUG
Molecule: messenger RNA, 1438 nt
Organism: Pseudonaja textilis
Lineage: Eukaryota; Metazoa; Chordata; Lepidosauria; Squamata; Elapidae
Source: RefSeq, a predicted model, not a curated record